GCAACUCAUCACAUUUGCAAGAGAGAGAGAGAGAGAGAGAGAGAGAGAGAUCUAAACCCUUCUUCACAUUACUUUUCUCUGGUAAAAAUCAUUUUCCUUAUCACCAUUUUCUCUCUUCCUUUUCCACAUGUACUAAUCCAAAUCUUGUUUUGUGUUUUUUGAUCAAGACGACGACAUGGUAUUCCAAGCAUGCUUCCAUGAUGACAUGGAGUCAUCCCUGCUUGAUAUUCCCAGUAACCCCCUGAGUGCUAAACCCUGCAGCCAAAAGAGAUGGUCCAAGGCAUUGUUUACCAUCAAAUGCUCAUGGGCCUUCUCCUCCCCUGUUCAGGACUCAUCAGACCAAGUUGUUAUCGAUGUCUUCGAACCCCACCUCCAUUUUCCCACCAUUGAUCAACCAGCCCUCCUCACCCAGAUCGUGAAGAAGAAAAAUCUGGGCCAGCUGAUUGCCCAAUAUAAUGGAGUUGAGGGACUUGCUUCUCAUCUGAACACAAAUUUGGAUGGUGGGAUUGUUGGAGACGAUGAGGAUGUCUCGCGACGAAUCCAAGAGUUUGGAUCGAAUACUUACCCAAGUCCGUCUGCGAAAAAUCCCUUCUAUUUCGUGUUCCAGGCUUUGAGAGAUCCCACUGCUUUGGUACUUUUAGUAAUUGCAUCACUUUCCCUUGGAUUUGGCAUCAAGGAGAAUGGCUUGGGAGAAGGAUGGUACGAUGGAGGAAGCAUAUUUGCUGCAGUGCUUCCAGGCAUAGCAGUCUCCGCAAUACGCAACUUCAGGAAAAACAGACAGCUUGUCAAGUUAUCCAGAGCAAUCAGCAAAAUCCAAGUCGAUGUUGUGAGAAGCGGAAGGCGGCAGCAAGUUUCCAUUUUCAAUAUUGUUGUGGGAGAUGUUGUUUACUUGAAGAAAGGAGACCAAAUUCCAGCUGACGGAUUUUUCAUAGAUGAGCACUCGUUGCUAGUAGAAGAAUCAAGCAUAACUGGAGAAAGCGACCCUGUCGAAGUUGAUCUUCCACAGAAUCCAUUCUUGUUAUCUGGCACCAAGGUAGCUGAUGGGGGUGGUCGAAUGCUAGUCACCUCAGUUGGAAUGAACACGACCUGGGGAGAAAACAUGAACACAAUCAUCAUGGACUCCAAUGAACAAACCCCACUGAAAUCUCAACUCAAGAGACUCACCUCAUUACUCGAGAAAGUUGGUUUAUCCGUUGCGUUCAUAGUCUUCGUCAUCUUACUAAUCCAGUACUUCAGCGGAAACACAAAGGACGAGAACGGGAACACAGAGUACACCGGCAGCAAAACCAAAGCCAGCAACAUCAUAAACUCUGUCCUCGCAAUCAUAGCUGCUGCUGUAACGAUAGUGGAUGUUGCGAUCCCAGAAAGGUUGCCUUUGGCUGUGACUCUCACUUUAGCUUAUUCGAGGAGGCAGAUGAGGAGUGAUCACGCCAUGAUUCGGAUUCGCAAGCUCUCUGCUUGCGAAACAGUUGGUUCGGCUACCACUAUUUGUACUGACAAAACCGGAAUGCUUACUCUUAACCAGAUGAAGGUGACAGAGUUCUGGCUUGGGCAGGAUUUUGUAAACGAAAACGGUUCGUCUUCUAUUGCAAGCAGUGUAGUUGAAUUACUUCACCAAAGUGUCGGUUUGAACACAACUGGUUGGGUUUGUAAGACUGUUUCAGGGUCUGAGUUUGAGGUCUCUGGUAGCCUUACGGAAAAGGCGAUCCUUUCUUGGGCUGUUUUGGAACUGAAGAUGGAUAUGGAGGGACUUAAGCAGAGUUGUGACAUUCUACAUGUUGAUGCGUUUAAUUCGAUGAAGAAAAGGAGCGGUGUUUUGAUGAGGAAGAAGGGAGAAAACACGAUGAAUCUCCACUGGAAAGGUGCAGCAGAGAUGGUACUGGCUAUGUGCUCGAAUUACUACGAUGUCAAUGGAAACAUCAAGGUCUUGGGAGAUGUUGAAAGGAAGAAAUUUGACGGGAUAAUUCAAGGAAUGGUGGCUAAAAGCUUGCGAUGGAUCGCUUUUGCACACAAGCAAGUUCCAGAGAAAGUAAAUGAAGGGGAAAAGACCCAAAUGAACAUAGAGGAGAAAAGCUUGACCCUUUUGGGAAUAGUGGGUUUGAACUAUCCAUGUCCACCGGGUGUGAAAAAAGCCAUCGAAGAGUGUCAACACGCGGGAGUGAACGUGAAAAUGAUCACGGGUGACAAUAUUUUCUUAGCUAAAGCUAUAGCAACCGAAUGUGGGAUACUGAAACCUAAUCAGGACAUGGAAAGCGGAGCAGUAGUAGAAGGGGUGGAAUUCAGAAACUACAGUCCGGAGGAACGAACGGAGAAAAUUGACAAAAUUUGCGUGAUGGCGAGUUCUUCUGCAUUUGACAAACUCCUAAUGGUGCAAUGCUUAAAACAAAAAGGCCACGUGGUGGCAGUCACUGGAGAUGGAACCAACGACGCACCAGCACUAAAAAAAGCCGACAUAGGCCUAUUAAUGGGGAAACAAGGGACCGAAGUGGCGAAAGAGAGCUCUGACAUUGUCAUCUUAGAUGACAAUUUCGUGUAUGUGGCAACUGUUUUAAGGUGGGGAAGAUGUGUUUAUACCAACAUUCAGAAAUUCAUUCAGUUUCAGCUUACUGUGAAUGUUGCUGCCCUUAUCAUCAACUUUGUGGCGGCGAUUUCAGCUGGUGGGGUCCCGCUUUCCGCCCUCCAAUUGUUAUGGCUCAACUUCAUUAUGGACACUUUGGGUGCUUUAGCUUUAGCCACUGGAAAACCCACAAAAGAACUAAUGGAGAAACCACCGGUGGGUCGAACAAAGCCCCUUACAACCAACGUUAUGUGGAGGAACCUACUCUGCCAGGCAUUUUACCAAACUGCCGUGAUGCUUAUCUUACAAUUCAAAGGCAGAGCGAUUUUCAAUGUGAGUGCGGAUGUGAAUUACACUCUGAUGUUCAAUGUUUUCGUGUUGUGUCAAGUUUUCAAUGAAUUCAACGCGAGGAAGCUCGAGAAGAAGAAUGUGUUUGAAGGAAUUCAAAAGAACAAGCUGUUUUUGGGGAUUGUCGGGGUGACAAUUAUGCUUCAGGUGGUGAUGGUCGAGUUUCUGAAGACAUUUGCAGAUACGGAACGGUUGAGUUGGUGGCAGUGGGGGCUUUGUGUUGGGUUUGCUUCAGUUUCUUGGCCACUUGGGUGGGUUGUCAAGUGGAUUCCUGUUCCACAGAAACCGUUUCUUUUGGGGGAGGGGGUUUCGCUUCCGGAGUUAGAUCUGGCAUCCACCACCAACUCCGGUGACAAGGUUCCACUCCUCCCUCAAACAUCCUUCUCUUUGAUGCCGUCGGAGUUAGAUCCGGCAUCGGCCACCAACUCUGGUGACGAGGUCCACUCCUCCCUCAUACAUCUUUCCCUUUGAUGCCAUUGGAGUUAGAAUUGGCAAAGCAACAGAGCAACAGAGAUGACAAAACAGCAGAGCUGACAGGACCGGCAGUCGAUGGUGAAAACCUAAUAGGAGGUUCUUUUCUUUCUGUAUAGUGUUUUGUUCUCCUCUCUCUCUCUUCGUGGAUUCUUUUGUUUUCUCCUUUUACGUAGCUUUUUGCAUCUUUAUAUGAUAGUGUGUUUUUUGUGUCUUAACGAAUUUCAGUUGUGAUGGUUUUGGGUACUCA
Molecule: messenger RNA, 3626 nt
Organism: Rhododendron vialii
Lineage: Eukaryota; Viridiplantae; Streptophyta; Magnoliopsida; Ericales; Ericaceae
Product: putative calcium-transporting ATPase 13, plasma membrane-type
Exons: 4
Coding region: 176-3376 (1066 amino acids)
Biological process (GO): calcium ion transmembrane transport
Cellular component (GO): intracellular membrane-bounded organelle; membrane
Molecular function (GO): ATP binding; P-type calcium transporter activity; ATP hydrolysis activity
Source: RefSeq, a predicted model, not a curated record